This is a messenger RNA of Oryctolagus cuniculus (rabbit), 1697 nucleotides long. The record is from RefSeq and is a predicted model, not a curated record. NCBI's taxonomy places the organism in Eukaryota, Metazoa, Chordata, Mammalia, Lagomorpha, Leporidae.
CGUCUGCUGCCUCCCAGAUCCAGGACUUGUUCGUGAGCUUCGAGGACACCCCUCUGGGGGCGGCCUCCCUGGCCCAGGUCCACAAGGCGGUGCUGCACGAUGGGCGGACGGUGGCUGUGAAGGUGCAGCACCCAAAGGUGCAGGCGCAGAGCUCCAAGGACAUUCUCCUGAUGGAGGUGCUCGUGCUGGCCGUGAAGCAGCUGUUCCCAGAGUUCGAGUUCAUGUGGCUGGUGGACGAAGCCAAGAAGAACCUGCCUUUGGAGCUGGACUUCCUCAAUGAAGGGAGGAACGCCGAGAAAGUGGCCCGGAUGCUCAAGCACUUUGACUUCUUAAAGGUCCCCCGGAUCUACUGGGAGCUGUCCACCAAGCGCGUGCUCCUCAUGGAGUUUGUGGAUGGCGGCCAGGUCAACGAUCGAGACUACAUGGAGAAGAACGGGAUCGAUGUCAACGAGAUCUCACGCCACCUGGGCAAGAUGUACAGUGAGAUGAUCUUUGUCAACGGCUUUGUACACUGCGACCCCCAUCCCGGCAAUGUGCUGGUGCGGAAGCGUCCGGACACGGGGAGGGCGGAGAUUGUCCUGCUGGACCAUGGACUCUACCAGGUGCUCACGGAUGAGUUUCGCCUGGAUUACUGCCGCCUCUGGCAGUCGCUGAUCUGGACGGACAUGAAGAGGGUGAAGAUGUACAGCGAGCGCCUGGGCGCUGGGGACCUCUACCCCUUGUUUGCCUGCAUGCUGACGGCCCGAUCUUGGGACUCGGUCAACAGGGGCAUCAGCCGAGCUCCGGUCACCACCACAGAGGACUCAGAGAUCCGCAGCAAUGCGGCCAACAACCUGCCGCAGAUCAGCCAGCUCCUCAACCGCGUGCCGCGCCAGAUGCUGCUCAUCUUCAAGACCAACGACCUGCUGCGUGGCAUCGAGGCUGCGCUGGGCACCCGCGCCAGCGCCAGCUCCUUCCUCAGCAUGUCGCGGUGCUGUGUCCGGGCGCUGGCCUGGCACGAGAGGAGGAACACCUGCUCGUUCUUCAGACGGACCCAGAUCUCCUGCAGCGAGGCCUUCACCUUAUGGCAGAUCAGCCUUCAUGAACUCAUCCUGCACGUGAAGGGCUUCCGGCUGGCCCACUGGGUCUUCGCCCUGCUUGGCUGGCUGUUUCCUGCCCUGCACUGAGUGACCCAGCUCUCCCUGACCUCUCUGUGGUCUCUCUUCACUUCCCAGUCUUUAGUCCUGUCCUCACCUAGUUGUCCUCUGUGUGCUACACGGUAUCUGCAGUCCCAGGGUCAGUGGAGUGUCCAACCCACCUUGGAAUUCCUCUGCCCACACUGCAGUCCUCGUCUUAGGGCCCACAAGCAGUCAGUGGGAGACGUUUCUCUCCUGGUCCCAGGAGGAGGUGGAGGAGCCUACUUCCCAUCCUGGUACGUGCCCCUCGCCUCCCCCAACCUUUUCUACCACGGGGCUGGACAGCCUGUACCACGGAGGACACCUUUGACUUGCAGAAAUUUGAUUUUCUUGGAGGUGAGCCCGUCUGAACUUGCUACCGAUCAGGUUCCCUCUGCUUGCCAUAUCGCUCCGCAGAGGUGCCACACCGUUGGCAUGUGAGGGUGGGCUCUGUUGCAUCCGUGAGCCCAUGGCUGUCAUGAUGAUCCUCCCCCCUUGAUGUUUUACAAGCUGUGUUUCAAUAAAAUCCCCUUCCCAAUGGCA